AUGCCCCGUCCUGCCGCAAGUUCCUACAGCCUAACAGUGAUCCAGCAGCCCGAAGUUGCGCGCUGUUGCGGGUUUGGUGAAAAGCUCGAGAAGCGGGCCAUCGACCCACCGCCGGUGGUGCAGUUGGUGCUGCAUGAGCCCGACGGACGCCUCAUCACAAGGCCGAGCGAGCUUGCCGAGCGGGUCAAGUCGUUUGUCAUGUACGUCGAGCUCUGGACAAGCCAAGAUCCGAACGACACCGCCUCCGCUUCGAAUCCGCCUGCAAACCCAACCCCAGAAGCCAUUUCAAAUACAAACGCACAUUCCCAUUCGCGCUCGCAUCCGCAUCCACACGUACACACACAGCCUCGGUCGGCACCGAACCCGAACCCGAACCCGAACCCAAGCCCCAGCCCUCACUCCUCCAAUCCGAGCCCAAACAUGGAUUUCCAUAUCAAUCCCAGCCCGAUAGUGAAUCCGAAUCCAAGCCCUGCUCCGGACUCAUACCCAAACUCCAACUCGAGCUGGAGCAUCAAGGUCGAGUCCGACAUGGUCCAAGAGGCCGAGCGGCCAUCGGCUGGCCCCUGCACGAGCGUCACCAGGACAAUCCCGACGGCGCUCUGCGGCAAGUGCAUCGCCCACAGCGAGUUCCUCAUCAAAGACGAUGGUGAAGCCGCAGUGCUGUUUAUUUUCCCCGAAAUCAACAUCCGCGUCAAGGGCAAGUACCGGCUCAAGUUUAUUCUCUUUGACUGCAGCAUCGAUUUCGAAAUGCCUUUCAGGUACGAAGUAGUGAGCAUGCCAUAG
Polychytrium aggregatum is the source of this 783-nucleotide messenger RNA. Its product is annotated as velvet factor. The record is from RefSeq and is a predicted model, not a curated record. Bases 1 to 783 code for a protein of 260 amino acids. The transcript has 2 exons. NCBI's taxonomy places the organism in Eukaryota, Fungi, Chytridiomycota, Chytridiomycetes, Polychytriales.